AUGCCGGUUAGCAUGAAGACGUUAAUCAGCAUUUAUGCACUGAUCUUGGGGGGCAUGUGUAUACCCUGGAAUGUCGUUUAUAACCCCAUGCGCAUCUGUGCCCUGGAAGGAUCAUCUGUUACAAUGUCCUGCUCCUACACCUACCCCAGUUCUCUUACAGUCAAAGAGGCUUUCUGGACACACCAAGACUCUAGUGACCCUACCGAUAUCUCCAAGAACGAGAGACUGAAGAUUGUUUCUUCAAAAAGAGGUGGGGAAGUGGAUGCGGGGGACAACAUCACUCUCACCUGCAGCACCACCUGCAAUCUACCCGACAGCCCUUCAUUCAUCUGGAGUAAAGAUGGACGUCCCGUAGAAGAGAAGCAGAUCAUCUACAACCAGCUGCAGCUCCACCCAGUCAGUUAUAAAGAUGAGGGCAACUACACCUGUGCUGUUAAAGGACAUGAAGGUUUUCCAUCUCUGCCAAUGAAGAUACAAGUCAUGUGUCCAGUGGUUGUUUCUUCUGACACGGAACAUGUAAAGGAGGGUGAUCAUGUGACUCUCACCUGCAGCACCACCUGUAAUCUAACCGACAGCCCUUCAUUCAUCUGGAGUAAAGAUGGACGUCCUGUAGAGAAGAAGCAGAUCAUCAACAACCAGCUGCAGCUCCACCCAGUCAGUUAUGAAGAUGAGGGCAACUACACCUGUGUAGUCAGAGGACAUGAGGGUCUCCCAUCUCCACCUUACAGACUCCAUGUCAUGUCCAAGGAAAGGAGUCUUUUCAUAGCAGCUCUUGUUGGAGUGGCAGUCUGUGGAGUUGUUGGUCUCGUGUGUGUGCUCUACUGGCUGAGGAUCAGGAUGAUAAGCGGAGCUGAUGCUCCUCCAACUGCCGAGGCAGCAGCAAGAACAGAGGAUGACGUUCAGUAUGACAGUGUCCAGCCCAAGCACCACGGACAGACUGCAGGAGGUCAAGGGGAUGAUGCCCAGAACCGAAGAGUCCAGCUCGAGGACAACAGACAGACUGCAGGAGGUCAAGGGGAUGAUGCCCAGAACCGAAGAGACCAGCCCGAGGACAAAAGACAGACUGCAGGAGGUCCAGAAGACGAUGUCCUGUACACCAGUGUCUACUUCAAGACAGAUGGUGCACAAAAAAGAUCGCUUGGUCCACCAGAGGGGGAGCCGUCUGUGAUCUACAGCAGUCUAAAGAAGAGCAUGUGAAGCAAUAUGACAUCAUCCAUGAGCAAACAAAGUGAAGGUGAUGCCAUCAUAUAUUUAGUUCAUGGAGUGUGAAGAGUUUGGUUACAUUAUUAAUAUACUUCAAUGCAACACACCUAUAAUAUUUGUAAGCGGUUGUUGACGGAUAUGAGUGAAUGUUAAUGUAAAUUAAGUCAAGCCAGGUUUGUAAGGUUUGUCAGAAU
This is a messenger RNA of Sardina pilchardus (European sardine), 1397 nucleotides long. Its product is annotated as B-cell receptor CD22-like. The transcript has 7 exons. The coding region runs from base 1 to 1197 and encodes 398 amino acids. The record is from RefSeq and is a predicted model, not a curated record. NCBI's taxonomy places the organism in Eukaryota, Metazoa, Chordata, Actinopteri, Clupeiformes, Clupeidae.